This is a messenger RNA of Diaporthe amygdali, 1356 nucleotides long. RefSeq lists its product as uncharacterized. Bases 1 to 1356 code for a protein of 451 amino acids. NCBI's taxonomy places the organism in Eukaryota, Fungi, Ascomycota, Sordariomycetes, Diaporthales, Diaporthaceae. Gene Ontology annotation, molecular function: lyase activity. The record is from RefSeq and is a predicted model, not a curated record. The transcript has a single exon.
AUGGCUACUCUGCAAUUAGCCUCAUGGGCAACCAACCUCACCUGCGCUCACCUGACUACUGGCGUCAUUGAUGCCGCGACCAAAAGCCUGUACAACUGGGCCGGCUGCGCCAUCGGAGGCUACAUUCAGGAUGCGCCUCGGAUCGCCCAAAUGACGACCCUGUCGCCGUUCAGCGGCCCACCGACAUCCAGCAUCCUCGGCGCCAACUCGUCCAUCAGCGCCGGAUUCGCCGACGCCCAGGUCGCCGCCUUUAUCAAUGGCAUAGCGAGCCACGUCGACGACUACGACGACACGCACCUCGAGACCAUCAUCCACCCGGCCGGUGUGGUGGCCAGCGCGCUGCUUGCCGUCGCGGAGUGGAAGGCACCGGUCUCUGGCCCCGACUUCGUCACGGCGUUCGUCGCGGGCGUCGAGGCUGAGUGCAAGCUCGGCCUGUCUGUGUAUCCGGAGCACUACGAUGUCGGGUGGCACAUCACGAGCACCACGGGGUCGGUCGGCGCGGCUGUCGCGGUGGGACGGCUGUUGGGGCUCGGCACCACGAAGAUGCAGCAUGCCAUCGGAAUCGCCGCGACGCAAGUGGUCGGCAUGCAAGAAUUCUUCGGCUCCGACACGAAAUCGUUCCAUGUCGGGCGCGCGACGCAGGGCGGGAUGAUGGCGGCGCUGCUUGCGGAGAACGGGUAUACGAGCUCGCUGCAGGCGCUCGAGGCAAAGUUCGGGUGGCUGCAUGUGGUGAGCACGAGGGAGAACGCGACGGCGUACUUCGACCAGCUGGGCCGGGUGUGGGAGGUGGAGAAGAACACGUUCAAGCCCUUCCCGUGCGGAAUCGUGAUGCACCCCUCGAUCGACGCGGCCACACAGCUGCACAAUGAGACCUUGGCGCAGGGCAAGAGCUUUGGCGACGUGCAGAGCAUCCAGUUGAGGGUCAACCCUCAGGUGCUGGUGUUGACGGGCCAGACGGACCCGCAGACCGGGCUGGAGGGCAAAUUCAGUAUCUAUCACGCUACCGCCGCCGGGUUGUUAUAUGGUGUCGCCACUCCGACUCAGUUCAGCGAUGCGGUGGUGCAGAAUCAGACUGUCAUCGAUAUGAGGAAGAAGGUCAACGUGACAACCGACAGUGCAGUGGACAACGCUCAGGCGUACGUGACGGUCAGCUUCAAUGACGGCAGCAGCCUGAGCAGGCACAUUACAAACGUGAUUGGCAGCCUUGAGAACCCGUUGACUGUCGCGGAUCUCAAGAAGAAGUUCUUGGACCAGGUCAGCAUAGCUAUUGGUCCGGACCGGGCGGCGAGAGCGUACGAUGCCUUUACGAAUAUCGGCAACAUGACUGAUGUUGGGAAAAUAAGAAGCAUGUUUUAA